Molecule: messenger RNA, 774 nt
Organism: Aspergillus tanneri
Lineage: Eukaryota; Fungi; Ascomycota; Eurotiomycetes; Eurotiales; Aspergillaceae
Exons: 4
Coding region: 1-774 (257 amino acids)
Source: RefSeq, a predicted model, not a curated record
AUGAGCCCGUUGAAUAGCUCCAGACCAUCUCGCAUCACAAUUGCUUGCAACCCCUGCCGCACGCGGAAGCAAAAGUGGAAAAAGUGCGAUUGGCCUGAGCAGCUCAAACGGGGACCUGCAAAGGGAUACAUCGAGGCCCUGGAACAUCGUCUUCAUGAGACUGAGACAGUGCUGUUGAAAGUCCUCUCUGAUAUCUCGGAUGAGAAACUAUCCAAGAUCAUUGUUCAAGACAAGUCCUCGAGGACCAGUGGCGAUAGAAAUCAUCCGCGAUAUCCACCCUUUCCUCGACAGGACAAGAGGGGAGCAGAGUACUGGAAGCGGUUUCCUUUAGAUACGGCCCAGGGUAUCCGGCGAUGGCAGCACGAUCACCUCAAUGAUGAAACAUCCGAUUCAACUAUUGAGCGACAGAAACAGAGAUCGAACACUGCCGAUGUACAGACACCAUCGGAGCACAUCUACGAAGGAAUAGAUCGACUGGGAGUGUCUUCUGAGCCUCAGUCUGAUUCAUCAAUGGGAGUCUCCUGUAUAGAUGCUCGGAGUCAUACGGAAGAACGCAGGAUAUUGUCUCCCGGUUUAGCUCGACAAUUAUAUGAAACGUUUCCGAUGGAGCGAGAUGCCAUCCGAACUGGACCGGCUAAUCCUGUGAUAUCGUUCCAGUCUAUGAAUGAGCUUCGAUCGGAAGAUUCUACGCUGUCCCCUUCUAACACACCGCUGGAACUGAACCAUUGGAGUGGAGCGCCGUCUGUGAAAUUCCAGGAACAGUUCCUCUGGUAG